Molecule: messenger RNA, 1035 nt
Organism: Schistocerca gregaria
Lineage: Eukaryota; Metazoa; Arthropoda; Insecta; Orthoptera; Acrididae
Exons: 2
Coding region: 79-459 (126 amino acids)
Source: RefSeq, a predicted model, not a curated record
UCAAUCUUUCGACCAACUUUGUUGUAUGGGAGUGAAAGCUGGGUGGAUUCAGGUUACCUUAUCAACAAUGUUACGGAUAUGAAAGUAGCUAGGAUGAUUGCAGGUACUAUUAGAUGGGAACAAUGGCAGGAGGGUGUCCACAAUGAGGAAAUCAAAGAAAAACUGGGAAUGAACUCUAUAGAUGCAGCAGUCAGGAUGAACAGGCUUAGAUGGUGGGGUCAUGUUACAUGCAUGGGAGAAGCAAGGUUACCCAAGAGACUCAUGGGUUCAGCAGUAGAGGGUAGGAGGAGUCGGGGCAGACCAAGGAGAAGGUACCUGCAUUUGGUUAAGAAUGAUUUUGUAGUAAUAGGUUUAACAUCAGAAGAGGCACCAAUGUUAGCACUGAAUUGGGGAUCAUGGAGGAAUUUUAUAAGGGGGCUAUGCUCCAGACUGAACACUGAAAGGCAUAAUCAGUCUUAAAUGAUGAUGAUGAUGAUGAAGAUCAAAAUCAAUAACCACCAGGUGCCAGAAGGCUUAGAAAUUGCCUUGAAAUUCUAAGUAUCAUGACAAGGUCAAAUAUAUCUCUGUGGAAAAUUAAACUUGCAAAAAGUUUAACGUGGUGAAAUUUAGUAACUGUCUGAUGGCUUCCAACCUUCCUAUUUGCACAAUUUUGAGGCUUGAUUCUGGAAGGGGAAUGCAGGAAAGGGCAAAGUUAAUGAGGAAUGGAAAAUUAAGAAGAUUGCCAGGACAGAGUGACACAGUAAGCAUAAGAACUGAGGUGACUGACAACCUGCAACUGCAUCUUGGCACAGGAUAGUGAUCCCAGUGAGCUUCUAGUAUGCACUUCCACCCAGAUCCAUGUCCACAUCCUCUCCCGUUAUCAGGUUGUCCAGUUGGUGAAACAAACCGGAACAGUUUGUUGACUGGUCAGACAGGAGCUGGGUCAACAUACAAUACAGAUAAUUAUCCCAGCCCAACUUAGACAGUAAUCACAUAAAACACAGGAAUAAUUCCCCACUUGAAUCUUCUGAAAAUUUGUUCACUUUUCCCCCUUUU